AUGCCGGUCUGGAGGCGGACAGCUGUCUUCAGUUCGUGGAGGACCGACGUCAGUGUUUGUGCUGGUCCGGGGAAGAUGGCGGAGGCUGCGGCUGUUUCACCGCAUCGGUUUUUCUGUCACUGCUGUAAGGGAGAAGUGAACCCUAAGCUCCCGGAGUAUAUCUGUCCAAGAUGUGACUCUGGAUUCAUCGAGGAAGUAACAGAAGAUUCCAGUCUCCUAGAGGGUGUCGCUAACGGGAUAGAUGACGCAGCCACACAAUUUGCAGAGCUAUGGCACCUGUUGUUACUGGAGCGGCCAUUUACAGCAGAGGGUGACACACCCGACUCGGAACCUCGGCUCCCUGGAGGGCGCCUGGGGGGUCUCAGUGACCUUGGGGGGUUGGGAGGGGGACCAAUCGGGGGGUCGGUCCCGGCAGGCCUCGGGGGACCGAUGGGCGGUCUACUAGGAGCCGGGGACCACUGGGGACCAGGACGUCCCCCUCGCCUGCACAACCAGAGGAGAUACCGGUCCAGAGGCAGCAGUAGACCAGACCGCUCGCCCGCUGUGGAGGGGAUAGUACAACAGUUUCUCGCCGGCCUCUUUGCCAACUCUGGAGUCCCUGGCUCCCCCCCCCUCUCAUGGACGGGGAUGCUGCACUCUAACCCGGGAGAUUACGCCUGGGGACAAGGAGGGUUAGACGCCGUGAUAACGCAGUUACUAGGUCAGUUGGAUAACACAGGACCUCCUCCAGCAGAGAAAGAGAAGAUCUCUUCUCUCCCAACUGUCAAUAUUUCUCAGGAACAAGCAGACUGCUGUAUGGAAUGUCCGGUGUGCAAAGAGGACUUCGCGGUGGGAGAGCCAGUCCGACAGCUACCCUGUAACCACUUCUUUCAUUCAGACUGUAUAGUACCAUGGCUGGAAAUGCAUGACACAUGUCCAGUGUGUAGGAAGAGUUUGAACGGAGAAGACAGCAGCAGCCAGCCCCCAUCAGAGUCCCCCACCCUCUCCAUGGACCCCCGCACACAGGAGAGAUGGUCCUUCUGAGACCCUCCUCAUCCCGCGGAUCUCCUCGCCUCCAUCCAACAACACACCGAGAAGACAAAGCGCUUAUCACUUUCCUCUUUUCAUCUCUGUGACCGUCUUAAUCAUCUCAGUCUGAUAUAUAUAUAUUUUUUUGUACUUUCAUUUUCUUUUGUUAAUGCCUUUCUCCUCAACCAUGUAAACAGAAACCCGUACAGACGUCUUAACAGUCAGUUGAGGUCUGGAAGGGUUUUUUUUUUUUUUUUUUUGCCUCCUAAAAAACAGCUCUGAUUGAUAAUCAAGCUUAUGUCUUCUCUACUUUCACCUCUAAGAUGUUGAAAUGCACUGCUCCAAUACACUAUUGUGGGGAGAUUUCAGACUUUAUAUCACACGAUGCCAUCCUUACUCAUCAGAAUAUUCGUUAAAUCCUGCAACUGAGCCCCAUACGGCAAAUGGGAAAACCUUUACUCCUUCAGCAUUCGCAGGGUCUGGACUUAACAUGAACACCUAUAGCCCUGGAUGAUACGUUUAUCAAGGGUGUAUCCAUACUUUUUUUGAUGAGAUUUUGUAGGAAAUAUCUUGAUUGAACUCUGGUUAUUUAUUUUGGCAAUGUAAAGGUGUCUACUCUAAUGUACAAUGAGUUUUUUUAGGAAUCAUGCUCAGUUGCUGCCACAAAUGGAAGCAAGGGAUUCUUUAUACUUUUUUGGGGGGGGAAGAAGAGAAAUUAAAUAGACCAGUCAAGGAAUCCAGUUGGCCCAUCGUGUAGUUAUUUAGAUUAAAACAUAGUCCUUCUGGUGUAUGUAUGAUCAACAGAUGCCCUCUCGUUUUAUUCCUCCGUCUAAGGCCGUCUUGUGUCACAUUUUUUAUCACUUUUUUGAUGUAAAUAAUUUUAGCCCAACAACUUAUGGUUUGCAAAGGAAAAGAACAUUGAGAAUGGAGAUACAAAUGUGAAAUUACCUGGUUAUCAAACUGUAUAUUAUAUAUAUGAAAAAAUGUCUAUGAUGUAUUAAUAAAUUGACAAAUGGUCA
Molecule: messenger RNA, 2027 nt
Organism: Pungitius pungitius (ninespine stickleback)
Lineage: Eukaryota; Metazoa; Chordata; Actinopteri; Perciformes; Gasterosteidae
Gene: rnf115a
Product: ring finger protein 115a
Exons: 9
Coding region: 1-1023 (340 amino acids)
Biological process (GO): protein ubiquitination
Cellular component (GO): cytoplasm
Molecular function (GO): ubiquitin protein ligase activity
Source: RefSeq, a predicted model, not a curated record